Camelina sativa (false flax) is the source of this 661-nucleotide messenger RNA. RefSeq names its product multiprotein-bridging factor 1c. Gene Ontology annotation, molecular function: DNA binding. Lineage: Eukaryota; Viridiplantae; Streptophyta; Magnoliopsida; Brassicales; Brassicaceae. The record is from RefSeq and is a predicted model, not a curated record. Gene Ontology annotation, cellular component: nucleus.
GAACAUGGAGGAAAAAAAAGAUGAUCGAAUUCUCCAGAAACUAGUCUUCUUCGUCUAUAAAAAAAUCUCAUAAUCCUUUCAAUCACCUCAUCAUCAUCGUUCUCAAUUUCAAUAUCUAUCAUCUACGAUUUACGUUGUUCUCUUUCUCAAUCAGAGACGAAAAAAUGCCGAGCAGAUACCCAGGAGCAGUGACACAAGACUGGGAACCAGUGGUUCUCCACAAAUCAAAACAAAAGAGCCAAGACCUACGCGAUCCGAAAGCGGUUAACGCAGCGCUAAGAAGCGGCGUGGCGGUUCAAACGGUUAAGAAAUUCGAUGCCGGUUCGAACAAAAAGGGGAAAUCGACGGCGGUUCCGGUGAUUAACACCAAGAAGCUUGAGGAAGAAACAGAGCCUGCGGCGAUGGAUCGUGUGAAGGCGGAGGUAAGGUUGAUGAUACAGAAGGCGAGAUUGGAGAAGAAGAUGUCGCAGGCGGAUCUGGCGAAACAGAUUAAUGAACGGAUUCAGGUGGUUCAGGAAUAUGAGAAUGGUAAAGCUGUUCCGAACCAAGCCGUGCUUGCCAAGAUGGAGAAGGUUCUUGGUGUUAAACUUAGGGGCAAAAUUGGGAAAUGAGUAAAACGCUGUCGUUUUAGUUUUUAGUAUUUUGCUAAUGUAAAAAAAGU